AUGGAGGAAGAAAAAGAUAGGUACUAUCCAACAAUUGGAGUCAAGUCAGCUGUAAAGUUAGGACAAAAGCUGUUAUCAAAAAUUUUGGAAACAGAAUCAAAAGAAGAUCUUGAAAUACUUCACGAAUUAGUUUAUAAAAUUGAUAUAAUGAGAUAUAUUGAAUUUAAAGAUUUUAUUAAGACUGAAAUUUAUGAAUCUUGCAAAAAUCUAUUAGAAAAGGAUUAUGUUAAUUAUGCAUCAGCAUAUUUUAUAGAUUUUCUUUCUCAAUGUCUUCUUAUGGAGUUUUAUUAUUUUGGAAAAAAAAAUUCUGAGGAAAUUCGUAAUGUAAUUGAUUCUUUCUAUAAAAUUAAGAAUUUAAAAAAAAGUCCUAUUCAUUGUCUUGGAAUAUAUAAUUUAGAAAAAGCUAUAGACAAUAAUUAUAGUGGUGACGUUCUUUUAAAUUGGAAUAAUAAUUUAAAAUAUUUAUGUAAAAAUGUAAUGUAUAGUGAUAAAUUUUUUAAUUUAACUAUUCAACAUUUUCACACAUUGUAUGAUGUUUAUGAAAAUAAAGAGAAUCUUUUGGAUUUAAUACUUGGAUAUGCAUCAAAGAAAAAAAUUUUAAGUAAGAUUGUCAUUGGACUGUCAAGUAAUGCUUAUCUUGUUGCUACACGCGGAUCUACUUUUGUAUCACUUCUAAUCAAAUGCCUAUUAAAAUUGUAUGGUGAACAAUUCAAUGAUAAGGAUGAUAAUGAACCUGUAGCUAAAAAAAGUAAAAAGUCAUCUGAUUCUGAAUCUAUUAAUCCUGUGGGUGAAGCCAUACUUUUGAUUGCUAAUUCUGAUUUAGAAAAUAUACCAGAUGUUUUAAAGAAAAUUUCAAAAAAUGGAGAAUUUAAAAAUUAUUUUGAUAAUAUUAAUUCUGAUUUAACUGUAGAGUUGAUAUUUAUCUUUGAUAAACUGUUUUCUAUACUAAGACUGAAGGAUAAUUAUCUUCAUAUCUUCUCAUCAUUGCUUAUAUCAAUGAAAAUUUUACCAGCAAACACGUGUACUCAAAUUGUAAAAUAUCUUAACAAAAUGUUAUCAUCAUUAAACACUUCAUUUGCUAAUGAAUAUUUGGUAAAAAUAGCAUUCAAUAGUAUGGUUUAUCAGAAUGAUUUUGUCAAUAAAUUUAACACAAAACAAGCAUUUUCAUUUGGAACAUUUGUUGGAAAUUUAUUAGUUACCAAAACACAAAUAAAAGAAUUUUCAAAUGCAGAAGGUUAUUUGAAAUAUUUAUCAGAUUAUUUAAAAUCAACAAAAAAAUUCCAUAUAGAUGGUGAAAUAACAAAUGUUGACAUUAUUUCAGUUAUUACAUUUUAUAAAGUAUUUCAUAUAAUGAAUUUGAAACGUCAUUUGAAUGAAAAAUAUUUUGAAGAUUUAAAGAAACUUUUUGUUUCAUUUGCUUCUGUUGUUAAUAGUAUUAUGAUUCAUAUACCAACUACAAAUAAUCAGGAGAUAAAAGAUUUGAAAAGAUUAGAAAAAUUUGCAUGUUUAUUUAAUGCCAUAUCUAUAACAAAAUAUAUAUUAAAAGAAAUUGGUAUGGAUGGUGAAAUUAUUGAGGAUAAAAUUGUUUCUCAAGUAUAUAAGAUAUCAUCUAAAUGUUUAAAUGAAAGUUAUUUCCAUGAUUUGGUUGUUAUUUCAUUUGAUAUAUCUUUAAUUUUUACUGAAUCUUUUAAUUUUCUUUUUUAUGCUCAUCAUUCAUUAAAUAAGCCUUUCCAAGUUUUAAAGUGGAAAUUUCUUUGUAAUAUUGUUAAAAAUAAUGAAUCAUUAAUGGAUAAAGUUCUGGAGACAAGUUUUACAAAUAAUGAAGCUUUACAAGAAUUAUUAGAAAAUUUGAAACCAUAUCCUCUUGAUGAGUUGGAUUUAACAUCAAUUUUUAAGGUUAUUGGAUGUAUUGCAACUAAGAGAAGUAUAUCAUUUGUUCCAGUGAUUACAUAUUUAAUGAAAGCUGUAGUCAGUGUUAUACCAUCUUUAGAAAAUAUUAUUUCAUCAUUAACAAUGUUAAAAACUAUAAUCAAAAAUGUUAGAAGUGAAAAAAAUUCACUUAAUCAAGUUUUACCAACAACUAUUUUAUUGCUAUCGUCAAUUGAUUAUAAUGAUUUCAAAAAUAAACAGCCAAAGUUUAUUAUUACUUCUCUUAAUCUUCUUGUCUCUACAGUAAGAAAUAUAUUGAAAUGUGAUAAUAAUAAGCAUCUUGUUAUACAAGCUUCUUUAAUCAGUGGAAUAAUUGGAAAAUUAGUAAAAUUUAUUAGUGAAAUCAAAUAUUUUCCUUCUUAUAACAUUAAUCCUAGUGAUGUUCUUCAUUCUGAACAUUACAUAGCACUUGCUAUAAAAUCUCUUAAGUUAAAGAAAGAUAUUUAUCGUAGAUUAUCACCAUAUACUUUAUCUGUUGCUUUGGGAUAUUCUAGAAAACUAACCUUACCAUAUAUGUAUUUAUUAAUGUUGUGUGAUAAAAAAGGAAUAGAUUUAGUAUCAGCAAAAAUACCUCUAUCAAAUAGGCAACGUUUCAAAAUUAUAUAUCAACAAUUUGCUAAAUAUAGAAUUUCAGUUGGUUAA
Molecule: messenger RNA, 2571 nt
Organism: Strongyloides ratti
Lineage: Eukaryota; Metazoa; Nematoda; Chromadorea; Rhabditida; Strongyloididae
Exons: 1
Coding region: 1-2571 (856 amino acids)
Source: RefSeq, a predicted model, not a curated record